ACGACCAGCCUGCCUUCGUGAAUCACUACCAUUGCUUGUGUGCGAAGAAGAAGGAGUAGAAGCAGGACCAAUAGCCUUCGCGUGUCACCGCAGGAUGCGCAGAACAUGUAAUAGAAUGUGGAGAAAAAUAAGAGGAAGAGGAACCAGGAACCGUAUAAGAUUUCAGGGCAUCACCGCAUGGACAAAGCUCUUCGUCGGCUCCUUUUUCUUAGCGUAUUUCGUGGUCAUCAUUAUCAAGUCUUCCAGAAACGAACCAGAAAAACGAGGACAUAUCGUGGACACAAGCGGCUGCCAAAUCCCAAACUUCUUGCCUUUCAGCCGAACGGUGCUGAGGUCUUACGCGCCGGUCCCGGGCUUCGAGUGCGAUGCCAAACCAUCUUUCAUUCGGCAAGAUGGAAACAUCCUCUUCAUAGACCACAACAUUCUAAAAACCUUCUACAACGCCAGUAAGGAACAGAUUCGAUGCACCUAUCGCCACAUCAUACGCGCCGCCAACUCUAGCAUCCCUGACUUGAGCACCACCGUUAGUCGAAAGCGUAUGCUCCACUUCGGGAAGCCCACAAAUGCAGAAUACAUCAAAGUAGAAUGCUCACGUGGGAUGACGCAUUUCCACAGCGAGCUUUUCCUGCUGCCUGUUUUAAGACCAGAGAUUCACGUUCACGAUAAGAGCGGUCAACGAAUGAAUGUCGUUAUCUUGGGGUUGGACAGCGUAUCUCGCCUCAAUUCUUUGCGACAUCUUCAACGGACACGGAAGUUUAUCUUUGAAAACUUCCCCCAACCCAUUGAGCUGCUUGGCUUCAACAAAGUGGGUGACAACUCCUUUCCGAACCAGAUAGCCUUGUUAACAGGAGGAACAGACGAAGAAGGUUGCCCUGAAGGCUUUUACGACGACUACAAGUUGAUCUGGUACCAGUACGCUAAUCUCGGAUACAGGACAAUGUUUAUGGAAGAGACACCUUAUUACGGGUUGUUCAGUUAUUACUGCCGCGGCUUCUUCAGACAGCCCACAGACUACUACCCUCGGCCUUUCACCAUAGUCGUCGACAGCUCGAAGAAUUCAAGCGGGGAAUCGUGUGUCGGGGCUAAAGUGCAAACCGAAAUGUACCUGAAUUACACGUGCUCUCUCUUGCAAUUAUUGGGAAAUCGACCAUCGUUCACCUACACCUGGAUAUCGGACGUCUCGCACGACGAUUUCAACUCUGUCGGCUACGCGGACGAGGCCUUUCGUAAGACGUUCGAAACGUUGCAUCGUACUGGGGUAGCGAACAAAUCUCUCAUAAUAUUGAUCAGCGAUCACGGCUUGCGGUACGGCCACAUUCGAAGAACUAUGACAGGCAGGUACGAAGACCGCUUGCCACUCUGCAUCCUGCUUUUCCCUCACCAGUUUCGUGACAAGUAUGCUGACGCAAUGAGGAACUUGAUCGUCAAUCAACGAAGGUUGACAACGCCCUUCGAUAUACACGCAACUUUAACGGAACUUGUCAAUUUUUCGUACCCUUUGCGGAGUGAAUUCCGCACAACAUACGGACUCAGCCUCCUACACGAGGUUCCAGAAAGGAGGACCUGCGCUGACGCCCAUAUUUCACCACACUGGUGUUCCUGUCACGAAGCGACCAGAGCGAGUCUUCGCAGUGACUUGUCCAAACGUAUGGCAUUGUUUUUGACGGAGACAAUAAAUUCGCGGCUGGAGGAGCGCAUGCCAGGAAUGUGCAGACGUCUUCAAGCGGCAGAUAUCCUGGAUGUUCAAGAGCUCUUUCUGACAGUCGCUGAGAGGGACACAUCGUACUUUUGGGUGACUGUCUUUUGCGUACCAUGCGAUGGAAUCUUCGAAGGAACAGUUUCGGUGAAUAAGGUGGGGAAUAUGAGCGUCGAUAAAGUGAGCCGCCUCAAUCGAUACGGCGAUAGGCAAUUCUGCGUUACCCACCAUUCGCUGGAGCCAUUUUGUUGUUGCAAGCCGCCCAAGUCUCAGAGCCGACGAACCGAUCGAACACAAGGAUGAGCUGCGAGCGUAGAUGUUCAGAUAUCUGGGCUUCAAGUCUCGCAGUUCCUCUGUACUUGCACGAACAUAGCGCGAACUGUAGAUUUGCGUGCUUCAGAAACCUUGCAGUAAUGUUGCGUUCUCGAAAUGCACUGCUGGUAAGUUAUGACUGUAUAUAACAUAUGCAAAUCGCGACACAUAUUGUUGAUAUGGUUAAAAAGAGGUACCUUU
Ornithodoros turicata is the source of this 2209-nucleotide messenger RNA. RefSeq lists its product as uncharacterized. NCBI's taxonomy places the organism in Eukaryota, Metazoa, Arthropoda, Arachnida, Ixodida, Argasidae. The coding region runs from base 95 to 1999 and encodes 634 amino acids. The transcript has 2 exons. The record is from RefSeq and is a predicted model, not a curated record.